This is a messenger RNA of Ixodes scapularis (black-legged tick), 645 nucleotides long. RefSeq lists its product as uncharacterized. Lineage: Eukaryota; Metazoa; Arthropoda; Arachnida; Ixodida; Ixodidae. The transcript is spliced from 2 exons. The coding region runs from base 1 to 645 and encodes 214 amino acids. The record is from RefSeq and is a predicted model, not a curated record.
AUGCUCCGGGCGCCGCCGCCUAUCUCAUACGGCAUCUCGCUGAACAGUCGCCUGCUGCUCAUCACCGGCGCGCUGCUCUUCGUUCUCGGCGGCACCUUCGCGGUCACCGGCGUCGCGAUGGACGACGAACUAAAGUGGUGCGCCGGCCUCGGAAUCAUGGUUCUCGGAGUGACCGUCUACACGCUCAUCAUCAUGUUCGCCGAAGUGACCGGACCGCCGAGCGGGACUGACCUCUCGGAAUUGAAGACUGUGCUCAAGGUAAAACCGGCCAGUUUUCACCCCAACCGAAUGUCUCGCAUCGUGCUCUUCUUGGCCGGCGUUCUCUUCUCUUCGGGAAGCACGAUGGUGGUCUCGGGAUUCAAACUCUCCGUGCCCUACCUCUGGAUCCCCGGGUACUCCAUGUCGGUCAUCGCGUUUGUGGUCUACACGGCCGUUGUGCUCUAUGGCCCCUUAACCAUCACCCCUGGAGCCAUCAUCGUAGCCUUCCCGCACGACACGCCGCCGAAACCAGAAAUAUCUCAGGUUUCAACUCGAUGGAAAGAAAAGACGUGGAACAGGAGCAGUGGGCUUGAUGACUACCGUGGUUUCUUGGGAUUCCAGAAGUACGCAAACCGUCCCAGAGGCUCCACGCCCCAGGAUCCCUAG